Molecule: messenger RNA, 183 nt
Organism: Prunus armeniaca (apricot)
Lineage: Eukaryota; Viridiplantae; Streptophyta; Magnoliopsida; Rosales; Rosaceae
Source: the annotation of a GenBank genome assembly
AUGGCGGAGAAUUUCACAACCAUAAUCUUAAUCAGUUCUUCCAAGAUCAUGGCAUCAUCCAUCAAUGCUCAUAAAGACAAAAAGAAGGCUGGGUUUCCAUUUCUGCCUGGACAGAAGCUUCUGAUCCGGGCUGGACUAGAUAUGCCUGUGCUGGAUUGGACUGUUCCCAACUUUAACUGCUAA